AUGUCUACCACUGAGAGUGUUUUGAAGACCGCUAUCAGCCUGUACAGGGCGGUAGCGGGCUAUGUUCCCCUCUUCCGUCGCUGCGAAGGCCAAAUCUACCGAGACAAUGGACGCACUGGUAGUGGCGCUGAAGAGCGUCCAAUUCCAUCAAACGUCGAAAUGUCGUCAUUGCCUACUCAGCUUAUGAUCACCUCCGUCCAGUCCGGAAAAGUCAAAUACGAAACGAUGUUACAACUCCGAUCCAAGGCGGACUUCAUCAAAGCGGACAUUGCGAUGGUGAAGGCGAACGAAAUCGACGCUCAGUCGACAGUCCAGUGCAAAAAGGCGGCUGUUGAGAGGUUAACCCGUCAACUACAACGUCGGGGUGGCAGCGGAGUAACGAAAGCUCAGCAACGUUGCCUGAAGGUUUUAGUUCGCGAGCGCGACGCAGCGACGAAGACCAAACGAGAGAUGCAGAGAUUGGUAAAGUCUCUUACAAAAGAAUACGAUGGGAAUCUCCGCUCCUUUGCUGAAGUCGUGAUGGAGCUCCAGGAUACGUUCCUUUUACCAAAGGAGAAGGACAACGAUGUCAUAGCAGAGCAGCAUGAGGACGGAUUCGUGCAGGGAGAAGUGGAAGGUCUGGUACAAGAAGACGAGCAAGCUCAGACACAAGAAGACGGUGGUGUCCCCGAAGUGAACAGUGUCCAGCCGAACAAUUCGCCAGGCACCGCCCAAGAGAUCGAGAUUAGCAAAUCUCUCGCCUGUAAUCAGCCGGUAGAGGCUUCGCAACCCGACAUUCAUAACAUCGUGGUUAGUGCUGCCUGUCUUGACCAGCAAGCCGAGGCCCAGUCUAUCGACAUCGCUGUUAACGACAAUGAAACAACGUUGAACCCGCCAGUAGAAGACAAGGGUGGCUCGCCAUCCAGCAGAACAAAUUACUCUGCUACCCACUUCGAAGACCCGCAAGAUGUGCAGGACAUGGCUAGAUCAGAAAAUGAUGGCGAUAUUGAUGGUCGGACAGUCCAUGGAGUGCAAGAAGUCGGGAUCGGACAGGAGACCGGAGAAGCACUUCCCCACGAAGACCCAUAUAUCAACAGUUCCAAAGAAGAGUGGGAUAGGAUUGAGCAGGCCAUAAAAAAGCUCGAGCGAUGUGAGAAGACUUAUUGGGAGAAGAAAGAAAAGUUCGAACAGCACUACAAAACGUUUGAUGAAAAGCUGGAUAAGUUCUGCUCAAUCAACCCACGCUUGAGUAGAGCGGAUGCAGAAAAGAAAUUCGGUCGACACUUCCUCCAGGUAGGGGGCAAUUUCCGUUGUUCUUUGGGUGUAGCAGAGACGUCGCUCAAGAAAGCCCGGAUUGAGGCGAAAGAAGCAGGAGUCCACGAUUGCAACUCAUGGGACCAGGAAUCUGGCUUCCUUUCAGUGGCGGGCGAAGGGCCGGAUCCAGAAGAUACUGGAUAUAUGAGCGAUACUCGUGAUCACGAAGUGGUGAGGGAGUGGCUGCAGAUGCCCAAGGGCCCAGAUUUCAUGCAGCCUUCUGAGUUCAAGUUCGCGACGUCGAAAGUGAACGUCGAUCCUUGGGAGAGUCAUUCCACAAGGGGAGACUCAAGCAAACGGAGGAAGAUAGACGAGAAUGUCGACACUUGGGAGGUUCAGUCUUCCACAGCGUACUCAAGCAAGCGGCGGAAGAUCGAUGGGGAUGUUCCUUGGGUGGCGCCCAACGAUAGCGAUGACAGCGCGUAUGGCACCGCCAAGGAGGAAAGAGGAGACCAGAAGCAAUCGGAAGGUCCAAGGAAGAGGCCUCGCGCCAGGUCAGAGGUAGCCCACAAGCGACGUGCCCGAUCAUUCGACGCGCAUCCGGGGCACAAGGUUGUCAAAGAGAUGUUUACCGACAUGCCUGUAGAGGAUCACAGCGUUUGGAUGAAGCGAGAUUACCGAGAAGACGUCAUCAUGGUUGAUGACGAAACAUUCGACGACGAGACCUGA
Molecule: messenger RNA, 1962 nt
Organism: Alternaria triticimaculans
Lineage: Eukaryota; Fungi; Ascomycota; Dothideomycetes; Pleosporales; Pleosporaceae
Exons: 2
Coding region: 1-1962 (653 amino acids)
Source: RefSeq, a predicted model, not a curated record